Molecule: messenger RNA, 3345 nt
Organism: Lactuca saligna
Lineage: Eukaryota; Viridiplantae; Streptophyta; Magnoliopsida; Asterales; Asteraceae
Source: the annotation of a GenBank genome assembly
AUGAUCGUGAAAUCGAUCGAAGAGACCGAAUACAGACCAAAAAAUGAAGUUGUCGACGUAUCAUCCUUAUAUGCGGGUGCACCCACAUGGUUUAGUAUUAAGCUUCAUCAUGGUGGGAAGUUUACUAAGUUACCUGACAUAAAGUAUACUGGAGGUGAAGUGCGUUAUGUUGAUUAUGUGGAUAUAGAUGAGUUUUCUGUACAUGAACUUGAUGCCAUAAUGCUUGACCUAGGUUACCCAGACCCACGGAUGAUUGAAUUGAGUGUUGAAUCCCCAGUGAUAUACUACCAUUUCAGGAUACCCAAUGGUGACUUUCAAUUUGGUCUUAGAGCUUUAGGGAAUGAUCAGGAUGUUAUCAAUCUUUCUAAAUUUAUUCAAAAUAACAAGUUGAUUGAAGUGUACACAGAACAUGGGAAGACAAAUCUACUCACAUACUUCAUGUCUCCAAAUGCAAAGGGUAAAGUUGUCAUUGAGGAAUUACCAGAAAAUGAUGAUCAAGGGGCUAAAUAUGAGGCUGAAGUUCAUGUAGAAUCUCCAUUGAGAAAUAUGAACCAUGUCAAUGAUGAACCAAUUGGUGAGUACAUGUCUUUGAUUCUUUUUGGGAGUAAAACUGAUGCAUUCUCUCCAGAGUAUAGAAGGGGUAGAGUUGGGAAUUCAAAAAGAGAGGAAGGUUCUUGUAGCAAGAGGCUUAAUUUAGAGGAUAUUGAUGAUUUAAAAGAGAAGGAAAACACUAAUGAGGGUGUUAAGGAGAUUCAUGAGGCUGCAACUGUUGUUGAAGGAUGCUACAAUCCAUUUACUUCAAAUAUUGCUAAUGUAGGGGAUGAGAUGAUUGGGGUUCAUGAUAAUGACCAUAUUGAUAGAUGCUACAACACCCCACCCAUUAAUGAUGAUGAACAAUAUAAUGAACUUUUUGACAACCUUAUGGAAAAUUUAAAUGGAAGUGAUGAGUAUGUUGAAGAGUAUGAAGGGGAUGUUGAAUCUGAAGAGAGUGAUGAAGAGUAUGAAAAGGAUGAAGGUGAUGAUCAUGAUGGGAAACAAUCAGAAAAUGAAGAUAAAGUGGAUGACAUAAUGGAUGAGGAGAACAAUAUAGAAGAUGUUGAUGUGGACAUGGCAGACUUCUUUUUAAAUGUUGAAAGUGAUGUUAAAGGAGCAUGUAUUAAUGAUGGUCAUGAACCUGAAGAUAUGGAAGUGAUCAACAAUGAGGAGUUCGAAUCAUUGGAUGAAGGAUCAGACCAAGACAGAGAAAGAAGAGCUCUCAUAAGAAAUUUGGGAAAAGAAAAAAGGUGCAACCUUGGGUCAGUACAUAUACAGUCAUUCUCAGUGGGGCAAAAGUUUAAAAGUAAAAAAGAAUUAAAGGAGUUAAUUGAUGUGCAUGCACUAGAAACAAGAAGGAAUCUAUUCUUUAAAAAAAAUGACAGUCAAAGGCUUAGGGCACAGUGCAGAGGAGUUGUACCUGUCAUCAAUAAAGGUCAAGUGGGGACUAAACCUACCACUUCAAAAAGCAAGGGCAAAGAAGUAAAGACACAAAAAGAAACAUGUGGUUGGUAUAAACAUGCAUCUAGGUCAAACCCCGAAUCUGAUUGGUUUAUAAGGACCUUAAACCAAACUCAUACAUGCUUACAAACAAGAAAACUCAGAGCUUGUACUGCUUCUUUAAUCUGCAAGAAAAUCAUAGAUCAAGUUGAGGCAGAUCCGAAGAUUCCUUUGAGAGCCAUACAAGAUCACUUUCAAAAGACCUACCAGGUGGGUAUUUCAAUGGAUAAGGUGUUUAGGGCAAAAGAUAUGGCAAGAAAGCAUGUAACUGGGGACUACACAAAACAGUUUGAGUUGUUGAGGGACUAUGCUCUUGAACUUCAAGCUACAAACCCAGACACAACAGUCAAAAUAGAUGUGUGUCCGAAUGGCAACCCUGCAUCCCUAACAAGGCAGUUUAGAAGGAUUUAUGUUCUUACAGCAGUUGGUCUAGAUUCCAACAAUGGAAUUUAUCCCUUAGCCUAUGCAAUUGUUGAGUCUGAAAACACAGCUAGCUGGAAGUGGUUUUUAGAAAACCUUGGGGAUGACUUGGAGCUUGGGAGCAACUCAAACUAUACUUUCAUAAGUGACAGGCAAAAGGGAUUACAAAUUGCAGUUGAUCAAUUGUUUCCCAAUGCUGAGCAUAGGUAUUGUAUUAGACAUAUUCAUGACAAUAUGAGAAAGAAGUGGGGGCAAACUGAGUACAGGGACCAUUUAUGGAGGUGUGCAUCAGCAACCACCAUUCCUGAGUUUGAACAUUUGAUGAAAGAGUUUAGUGAGUAUGAUAAGGAGGCAUGUCAAUGGUUGAAGCAAAUUCCUCCUGUACAUUGGGCAAGGAGUCAUUUCUCAGGAAGAGCUGUUUCUGAUGUGUUGAUUUCAAACAUGUGUGAAGUGUUUAAUGGGAAGAUAGAGAAAGGCAGGGACAAACCUGUAAUUUCAUGUUUAGAGUUCAUUAGGGAGUAUCUAAUGAAGAGGAUAUGCAAUGUCAUGAAGGCAAUGAAGAAGGCUAAAGGUCCACUAACACCUACAGCAACAGACAUCCUAGAUGCAAGGAAAAAAGGUGCUUCACAAUAUAUUGCUAGGUGGAAUGGGGCAAACAAGUAUCAAGUCACUGCAGCAUUGCAAGAUCAACAUGUGGUGGAUGUUAGGAACCAAACCUGUACUUGCAGAAAGUGGGAAUUAAUGGGAAUACCUUGCAGGCAUGCAAUUGCAACUCUGAAUGAAAUGAGCAAAGACCCUGAGGCUGAGCUUGACAUUUACAAGUGGGUACACAAGGUGUAUUGGCUAGAGACAUGGCAAAAAGCUUAUUCAUUUAAGGUGGAACCAAUUAAAGGGAGACCCAUGUGGCCUAAAAGUAAUUGUCCAACAAAGCUAAUCCCUCCUCCACAUCACACUCAGGUGGGAAGGCCUAAGAAAAAAAGAAGACAAGUGAGGGUGAAAGGUUAAGCAAAAGGCAGAAGGCAAGUGAAGGUGAUGGAGUCAAUGAGAUGCAAGGAGAAAAUUCCCAAGGGCCAAGAAAUGAUGGAGUGCAGAAGCUAUCAAGGAAACAUGUUAGUGUUACUUGUAGCAAAUGCAAGAAUAAAGGACACAACUCUAGGACCUGUAAAGGGCAAGGAGGGAAUCAAUCUAAGAAGUGAUUGUGGUUAUUUGUUGUGGUGCAAUGACUAUUUAGUUUCUUGUUGUUAAAAACUGUUUGUUUUUGAAAACUUUAGUUAUGGUUUGAUGAUGUGGUUAUGUAUGGUGCACAGACACUUGUAUGCUUAACUUGGUAAUGGUUUUUGGUUCCACUCAUGUGGUUAAUGGAAUGUUCAUUUUGGUAAAUUUAUGACAUGU